This is a messenger RNA of Hibiscus syriacus, 1020 nucleotides long. Its product is annotated as protein G1-like6. Gene Ontology annotation, cellular component: nucleus. The transcript has a single exon. Gene Ontology annotation, biological process: response to light stimulus; mRNA transcription. Bases 165 to 704 code for a protein of 179 amino acids. NCBI's taxonomy places the organism in Eukaryota, Viridiplantae, Streptophyta, Magnoliopsida, Malvales, Malvaceae. The record is from RefSeq and is a predicted model, not a curated record.
UUCUUCUGAUCAUCAUAUCUAAAUUAUCGUAAUUAUAUGCAGAGAACAAAGAACAAAAGGUAAAGGAAUCAUCCUUAAUCCGGUUGCCGUUUCUGUAUAUUCGUCUCUUGUUGUAUCUUCACAAUCCUAGUUAGCCAUCUACCGCAAACGCUAAUUAAAUCAAUAUGUCAGCCGCAGUAGCCGCUGCCGCCGCCGCCGCCAACGCCGCAAGAGUCUCAUCUAACCGCUCUUCUCAUCAGCGAAGUAAUCAGGUAGUGAACCAUCGGCGAAUUCCCUUUUACCCACCGUCGCCACAACCCGCACUGCUCGUCCCGGUUGUGGGCCGCUAUGAAUCUCUGAAGCGACGCGACUGGAACGCGUUCCAGCAAUAUCUGAAGAAUCAUCGUCCCCACUUGCGUCUCUCCCAGUGCAGUGGUGUAAAUGUGCUCGAAUUCUUGGAAGAUCGGUUCGGGAACACCAAAAUCCACACCCAAAAUUGUCCCCUAAACCGGCCUGAACCACCAUCGCCAUGCUCAUGCUCUUGCCCUCUGACAGAAGCAUGGAGCAGCUUGGAUGGUCUGGUAGGCCGGCUCCUUGUGGCUUUUGAAGAGAAUGGCGGCGGCCAAGCGGAGAUGAACCCUUUCGGUUCUCCUGUUGUGAGGCUGUACCUAAGGGGAGUGAAGGACGCUCAAGCUAGGGCUAGAGGAAUAGCUCAUAGCUCAUGAACAAAGAACAACUCAGGAACUGGUGAUAAUUAUAUGUAUUGAAAUCCCCAUUUCCUACAAGUUGGGUGGUCCUGGAGGCUUGAUGAAUGCAUUAUCUGUGAUGGACUCCAUAUAGGAUGCUGCCCACAGCCACUGGACUACUAAUGAGCAUGUGAUUUGCAGCUUUUUCAUUCUCUUCAUUAAUCCAAUUAAUGGAAGAAAAAUUACGACUAUUUUCAUUUUGUCACUUCAAAUUUGAUUUCAUCUUAAAGUUAAUCUUAUGUACUUUCAAGUUUUAAUUGCAGUUUUUUUUAGUGACAGACAAAAUAUUGAUGCA